AUGUCAAACAGAACCCUCCUCCUCAUCGGCUCCGGCCCUGGCAUCGGCGUUGCUGUUGCAUCCCUCUUUGCCCAGCGAUAUUUCGACAACAUCGCUCUCUUCGCACGAAACCCUGGCCAGCUGGAGAAAGACCGGGAGGCCAUACUCGCUGCGGCGCCGAGCGUCAACUGCAUUGUCACUGUGCAGACCUGGCAGGUGGAUAUUAGCGAUCUACGCCGUCUGGAAGAGGCACUCGCCGAGGUCGCACAAUUCGGGGAUUUGGAAUGUGUGUAUUUCAACGCGGCGCGGGUAGCGCCCAGCCCCUUGUUUGAGUUUCCAGUUUCGGGUAUUGAGGAGGAUUUCAGAGUGUCUAAUCUCGCUCUCUAUGCGGUAGCAAAAUGGGCGAUGCCGCUCCUCUGUGCGAAAGCAGCGGCUGGGACGGACUGCCGACCAUCGUUCCUUGUCACGACUAGCUUGCUCACAGUUGAUCCCAUUCCGGAGCUCUUUGCGUUGUCUAUGGUGAAGGCCGCUCAGGCUAAUCUGGUCAAGUCGUUGGAUAAAGUAUUCACCCCGCAGGGUGUGCAUGUUGGCUUGGUGGUGGUGGGCGGGGCUGUAUCUCCAUCAGCACCAGCGCUGAAUCCAAAGAACAUUGCUGAGCAAGCUUGGAAUCUAUUCGCUCAGAAAAGAGAGGAUUGGACGGGACAGGUGACCAUCUUGGAGGAUAAGCUGGUAGAUUGGGAGCCUUCCAUUUGA
Messenger RNA from Aspergillus lentulus, 732 nucleotides. Its product is annotated as putative short-chain alcohol dehydrogenase. Lineage: Eukaryota; Fungi; Ascomycota; Eurotiomycetes; Eurotiales; Aspergillaceae. The record is from RefSeq and is a predicted model, not a curated record.